UUCUGUUUCUGAUUUAGAUACCUACUACAUAUUUCCAUUUUUAUAUUUUAAUCAAUUAAUUUUAAAUUUUAUUUUCCCUCUAAUCUAUGUACAACCUCCAAUUUUAUAUUCCCCAUAGUGUGCACACUCUCGCCUAUUCGUUUCAUACCAAAACUUGCCUUAAGACAUAUUUUUCACCAAAUAUUUAGUUAAAACAAUGGCGCUAUUAUUUUUAUUAUUUCGUCAUCGUUUAAUAAAAUUAAAAAAAUAUUUGUUUUAAAUUUUUGACUUCCGUGUACUUCCGUUUUAAAAUUUUAACUUCCGAAAAUUUAAUUCUUUGAAGAAUGUUGAUGGAGUAUAAAAGCCGAAUUUUUAAUCACCACUACUUCAACAUCUUCCAUUAAUAAAGCAUAUAUACGAUCGUUUCAUUGGGUUGUCUGCAAUGGUUAAGAAGGGUAAAGCGCCAGGAAAGAAAAAAUCUCCGGCCCCGAAAAAGCCUAAAAAAGCUCCAAAAGUUAAUGCAGGGAAAGUGAAGAAGGCCAAGGCGGUUUCUAAAGCGGGAAAGAAGCCAAAGGUUGGGAAGUCAUCUGCGGGUGCAAAAACAGCAGUUAGUGGAAAAACAGCGGUUGGAGGAGGGAAAACAGCAAUAGAAGGUACAAAAAUUGAGAAAGGUCCUAAAGCUGAUAAGCCAAGUAAAAUUAAAAAAGCUGGAAAGAAGAAAGAUCCAAGUGCAAAGACUGCCGUGGAUGGUGGAAAACAUUUGAAGGAGAAGAAGGCACCAAAAGCAGAAAAAGGCAAAAAGAAGGAAGGAAUUGGCAAAAAGAAAGACGGAGGGGAUAAAACGAAGGCAGAAGGAGGGGAUAAAACGAAAAAGGAAGGAGCUGAUAAAAAGAGGAAGAAAGGAGUGGAUAAAAAAGGAGGGAAAGGGGCAAAAGGUAAAAAGGGCAAAGGACCUAAAACAGCUGAAGAUCAUGAAAAGGGAAAUAAUAGUUUAGAUAAAACAGUUGGAGCUACAACAAUAGAUAAGGAAGGGGAUACACAUAAAGAAGCAAAACAAGACAAAAAAGGCGGAAAAGAAAAGGGAAAAGAGAAAGAAGGUAAAGAAAAGAAGAAGCAGCCAAAGGAAGAUAAAAAACAAAAACUUUCCAAAAAUGACAAAAAGCAACAAAAAGAUAAAGGUGCUGCGGGUACUUCUUCUGUUCAACAAUCUUCCGAAUCUUCAAUUUCUGAUACAAAAAAAGAUAAAAAAGAAGAAAAGAAAAAAGAUAAAGAAAAGAAGAAAAAAGAGAAGAAGGAAAAGAAGAAAAGAGUGAGAGAAAGGAAGUCUGUAUCUGUAUCUUCUUCAAGUUCUUCCUCUGAAGAAGAAGUAGUAGUAGAAGCAAAGAAGCCAUCUCGCAUUGGAAGAAUUGCUGGUUUAGUGAAAAGAAAAACUGUUGGGGUUGCUAAAUUUGUUAUUAAUAAAAUAAAAAAUAUUAGAGUAAAGAAGAGAGAACAAAAGGAAAAAGAAGAAAUGGAAAGAAAUCUUCCACCUAAAAAAGAAGAAACGGAAGAAGAAGAGGAAACUUCUGAUGAGGAUGAGGAAGAAGAGGAGGAAGAAAGUUCUGAAGGAGGGAAAGAUGAAGCUGGAUAUGUAGCUAUUGGGGAUAUAGAUACUGGGUCUAUUAAAGUAGAUAAGAAGAAAAAUAAUAAAGAAGAUUUGGGAGAUGGAAAGAAGAAAAAGUUACAAACAAAGGGAAAAGAACAACCAAAAGGCCAAACAUCUGAAAUGUCAACAAUAACUUCUAAUUAUAAUGCUGAUACUUCAACUGUUAAUGCUCAAAGUAAAACUUCUAUUGCAACGAAAACUGAUGCAAAUUAUAAUAGUGAAAUUUGUAUGACAACAAAGUCAAUAAUGCCAAAGGAGGAUUUGAAGAAGAAAAAGAAAUAA
Meloidogyne enterolobii is the source of this 1906-nucleotide messenger RNA. Lineage: Eukaryota; Metazoa; Nematoda; Chromadorea; Rhabditida; Meloidogynidae. The record is from the annotation of a GenBank genome assembly.